AUGUCUCCAACAACAACAGGGAUGCCCAUCAGGGACGCAGCGCAGAGACCUGCGAGGGUACCCACUGGCCUCAGCGUCUCUCCAACCGCCACAUUCCACAGCCUGUCGCACAGCCUGGGCUCAGCCAUAGCGCAGGAGGAGACAGCAAAGCAGCUCAAGCCUUUUGAGACCACGGAUAUCAAGAUCCUGCUUUUGGAAAAUGUCAACCAGAGCGGCAGGGACAUCCUCAAGGAGCAGGGCUACCAGGUCGAGUCCCUGAAGACGUCUCUUCCCGAGGAUGAGCUCAUCGAGAAGAUCCGUGAUGUGCAUGUCAUCGGCAUCCGGUCAAAGACCAAGCUGACAGAAAAGGUGCUGGCCCAAGCCAAGAACCUGCUCGUCAUUGGCUGCUUCUGCAUUGGCACGAACCAGGUGGACCUCGAAUACGCGGCCAAGAAGGGCAUCGCGGUGUUCAACUCGCCCUUUGCGAACUCGCGCAGCGUCGCCGAGCUCAUCAUCGCCGAGAUCAUCGUGCUGGCCCGGCAGCUGGGCGACCGCUCCAUGGAGCUGCACCACGGCACCUGGAACAAGGUCAGCGCCAGGUGCUGGGAGAUCCGCGGCAAGACGCUCGGCAUCAUCGGCUACGGCCAUAUCGGCUCGCAGCUGUCAGUGCUUGCCGAGGCCAUGGGCAUGGACGUCAUCUACUACGACGUUGUGACCCUCAUGGCGCUGGGCACGGCGCGCCAGGUCGCUACGCUCGACGACCUGCUCGAGGAGGCCGACUUUGUCACCUGCCACGUGCCGGCCACGCCAGAGACCAAGAACAUGAUUUCGGCGCCCCAGCUCAACCGCAUGAAGGACGGCGCCUACCUGCUCAACGCCAGCCGCGGCACCGUCGUCGACAUUCCCGCCCUCGUCAACGCCAUGCGCAGCGGCAAGAUCGCCGGCGCCGCCCUCGAUGUCUACCCGCACGAGCCGGCCGCCAACGGUGACUACUUCACCAACGACCUCAACGCGUGGGCCGAGGACCUGCGCGGGCUCAAGAACCUAAUCCUGACGCCACACAUUGGCGGCAGCACGGAGGAGGCGCAGCGGGCCAUCGGCAUCGAGGUCUCUGAGGCGCUGGUCCGGUACAUCAACCAGGGCCUGACUGUUGGCAGCGUCAACCUGCCCGAGGUGACUCUGCGCAGCCUGGGACGCGAGGAGCAAAACAGCGCGCGUGUCAUCUACAUCCACAAGAACGUGCCCGGUGCCCUCAAGGACAUCUACCGCAUCCUGAUGGGCCACAACAUCGACAAGCAGACCAGUGACAGCAAGGGCGACAUCGCGUACAUGAUUGCAGAUAUCAGCGGCGUACACAUCAGCGACCUGAAGAGCAUCUCGGAUGAGCUCAACUCCCUAAGCUCCAGGAUUAUGACCCGUAUUUUGUUUUAA
Cryphonectria parasitica EP155 is the source of this 1410-nucleotide messenger RNA. RefSeq lists its product as uncharacterized. Gene Ontology annotation, molecular function: oxidoreductase activity, acting on the CH-OH group of donors, NAD or NADP as acceptor; NAD binding. The coding region runs from base 1 to 1410 and encodes 469 amino acids. The transcript is spliced from 2 exons. Lineage: Eukaryota; Fungi; Ascomycota; Sordariomycetes; Diaporthales; Cryphonectriaceae. The record is from RefSeq and is a predicted model, not a curated record.